AUGCUAGACGCACGGGAUUUCGAGAGGCAAACGGACCCUCAGGGGCAGUCCGACUUACUACAACUACCUGGCGAACUUCGUCUGAAAGUACUUCGAUACCUUCUGAAGUCCGAAGAUGGCCGCAUUCGAAGUUACGACGAAUCGAAAUUAUGUAGCACGAACGGUCGUUUUCCUCGUAAGCGCUACAACAAGGAGUUGCCUGGCAGUGCACAACUCCUCAGAACCUGCCAGAAACUCUUUUGGGAAGGACGGGAUGUCUUGUACACUGAAAACACUCUAUCAAUCUUCAUAUGGGGUAAUCCCUGGUCGAGAGCGCUGAAGUGCGGUGUUCUGGGUUUGCAGGUAGAAUUUCACCGUCCACACCAAGAGACUUAUUACGACUUAUUGUGGAAUGCACUGGAUUAUAAUCCGGAUGACAUGUCGCAGCUUCUGCGGGUAUAUGAUGAAACUCUAGCCUGUUUCCAGCGUUUGGAAAUCAAGAUGGAUGAACUCAAUGACCACGAGGACUGCUUUAUAGCCUGCCGUGUACUCAAGAACAAUCUUCUUGGGAAGGAUGUAACGAUUGACCUCGAUACAGCCAAAGGCAACUUUGAAGAGCACCAUUGUGGCUUAGAGGACGGUCUGUUGUCGGGUUUCAAGUUCUUGCGAUGCAACUCAAUUCAUUUCAAGAACUACAAAGUUCACACAGAGCUGGUCGCACAAAUAGAAAGCGAGAUACCUGUGAACGAUACAUACAGAUCGUGGUGGAAUCUUGAGCACGGCGUCUUCGAUGACCUACCUGUUAACGAAGAGGGAGGGCCUGGGCAAUUCAGCGAAGUCUACGAAACGGAAAUCGAGGAUUUGUUCGAUGCAGCAGUUCAUUAUGAUCUUCAUAGUUUCAACACGCAGCGAAGCCAGAUAUUGAAAUUAGCAAUAGAGUGGAACGAGCAAGAGGCGGAGCGUCGAUGCGGUUUCCUCAACGACCUGAAGAACAGAAUCAACACGGACUUUGGGGCUCUGAAUAAAAAGAUUUCUGAUCUAUCGAACUCAGACACAUCAGUGAUCUCAUUGGGAGAUACCUGGGAUACGACCCACAGCGACAUGUGGCCAUUUCUGGCUACUUUACGAGUGACUUGA
Messenger RNA from Lithohypha guttulata, 1116 nucleotides. RefSeq lists its product as uncharacterized. The transcript has a single exon. The coding region runs from base 1 to 1116 and encodes 371 amino acids. NCBI's taxonomy places the organism in Eukaryota, Fungi, Ascomycota, Eurotiomycetes, Chaetothyriales, Trichomeriaceae. The record is from RefSeq and is a predicted model, not a curated record.